CUCGUGGAGCAUAGAGUUGAAGCAGGUGGUCAAAACAGUCGGUGCAAAUAUGCUCUGCGAGUGGAGCGUGUUGAUUGGAUAACAAGUUUGAACAGCCUUUUAAAAUUGAUCUAAAUGUUAAAUCUUCAGCAAUGCGUGUCUGUGGAUGGGCCUUUUUAGAGCUUCACUUCUUUGGCUGAUCCAGAAUGCUGAGAAGAGGAUGAGUGUCCCUGGUCAUCUGAGACAUCCACGUGUCCUUGCUGCUGUCCCUCCCCGACAACCCUCUCGUCCCACCGGGGACAGACCAUCUGCCUCCCCACGCUGCCCACCGUGCCCCUGCCCCCAGUAGUGGCCAUCCCAGAGGAGGGGAAAGGCAAGCCAGCCCCUGUAAAUAUGCCCGGAUGGAGGUCUCAGUGGCGUCUCGUCCUGCUCAACUCGUUGGCCUGUGGCCUGGAGAUCUGCGUGGCGGCUGGGAUCACAUACGUGCCCCCCCUGCUGCUGGAGGCUGGCGUGGAGGAGCGCUACAUGACCAUGGUGCUAGGUAUUGGUCCAGUCCUCGGUCUCCUAUUCAUCCCUCUGAUUGGCUCUGCCAGUGACCAAUGCCACAGCAGCUACGGCAGACGACGGCCUUUCAUCUGGCUGCUGUCUUUAGGGGUCCUUCUGGCACUUUUCAUCAUUCCCCACGCCGACAUACUGGCUGCACGCCUUUCCUGGGGAGGCCGCACCUUCCAGGUGGGCUUCCUGAUCUUCGGGGUGGGGCUCCUUGACUUUUGCGGACAAGUGUGCUUCACACCGCUGGAGGCGCUGUUGUCGGACCUGUACCUGGACGAGGAGGACUACAACCAGGCCUUCGCCAUGUUCUCCUGCAUGGUCAGCCUGGGGGGCUGUGUGGGCUACCUGCUCCCGGCUCUGGACUGGAGUAGUGGCCUGCUCUCCGCUUACCUAGGAGGCCAGGCCGAGUGCCUGUUCUCCCUACUCAUCAUCAUCUUCGUCACCAGUGUGCUCAUCACCAUGAAGGUGUCUGAGGAACCCUUGUGUGCCAAGAGCGGCUUGGCGGGGUCGGGAUCUUUACUGGAGGCGGGGCCCGGUACGAUAGAGGCCGGCCGCUGCGGCGUGCCGCGCUCCUGCUGCUACCUGCUGAAGUGCAAACUGAGGCUGCUGAAGUCUGGCCCCCUGCUGUGCCUGCUGAGAACAUGCUGGUCCAUGACCCCGGCCAUCUACAGGAGCUACUGCCAUGUCCCGCGGGUGAUGAGGCAGCUGUGUGUGGCUCAGCUGUGCAGCUGGAUAGCCGUCAUGUCCUUCAUGCUCUUCUACACAGACUUUGUGGGGGAGGGCCUGUACGAGGGCGUGCCCAGUGCACAAGCAGGAAGUGCCUCCAAGCAAAGAUACAGCGAAGGUGUCCGUAUGGGCAGUAUGGGCCUAUUCUUGCAAUGUGCGACCUCAACCUUCUUCUCCCUGGUCAUGAGUCGUCUGGUUCGCCAUUUUGGCUCCCGGUGGGUCUACACCAGCAGCAUGGUGAGCUUCACGGUCUCUGCUCUGGUCAUCUGCCUGUCCAAAAGUGUGGUCCUGGUCACUAUCAUGGCAUCCCUCACUGGCUAUGCGUAUGCCACACUGCAGACUCUGCCCUACACACUCACCUGUAUGUACCACAAGGAGAAAGAGAUCUAUAUGCCAAAGAGGAAGGCCCAAAGCGUGCAUAAAAACGGUAUCGCCACCAAGCGGGACUCUGUGUAUUUGACUCCUGUGGAAGAGGAGGGCAGAUCGAGCCACACAGCCGUGCCCCCCUAUGGGCAGGUCUUCUUCGGCCCGCCACACGGUCAGAACGGCUCGGCUCACAGCUCCGGUGGCGCCGAACAGGAGGAGAUCGAGUCGGGCUUUGAGAAGCGUGGCGUGGGUUUGGACUUCGCCAUCUUAGACAGCACCUUCCUCCUCUCUCAGGUUUUCCCCACCCUCUUCAUGGGCAUGAUCGUUCACUUCGCACAGUCCGUCACUGCCUACAUCGCCUGCUCCGUCAUCUUCGGGGCCGUCGCCACCUACUUGGCCGGUCAAAUCAUCUUUGACCAAAAGGACCUAAAGAACUGAGACGAGGAUGCGGAGGAUGUGGAGGCGAGGGGAUCACAAACGAUCCAUCAUUCAGGUUCCACGGACGGAACUCAACGAUGCACUACCGUUUCCAGAAUGCCUUGCUCGAGUACUGUGGGGUUUGCACAUAUGAAAGCUCUGCGUCGGGAAAGUGCGCGUCAGGUCAUGAGAGAAAGCCAUUUCAGUGAUGGGGCCGGUAUUGUUGCCCAAAGAGUCAACCCCAGCUGAGCGCUCAGGUCAGGGGUGGGACUCAAUUGAAUUCUAUAGAAAUCUGUCUGAAACCUUUUUCUUGUGACAACUUUUAUGUCCAUAGUCUCUUUCCUCAGGUACCACAAACGGAUUUACUGUAGAACUCAUUGACACACACCUUCUGGGCUUUUAAUGUUUUUUUAAAUUAAUUUACCCCGAACUAUCUGCAAUUUUUAAUAAUAGAACAGUGUUUUUUUAAUUACUUAAAACAACAGUGUUUGUUUGUACAAACUCAUCUGCAGCGUCACAAAGCCAGUCUGCCGACUCGUUUUCAUUUUAUUGAGACGGGCCCGUCGUGCUUCACAACGGAAGAAUAAAUAGAUUCAAGCGUGGUUUUUAUCAGUUGAGAUAAUAUAAUUACAAGUGGGACCAUUGAACUUGUACAUACAGGAUGAAAAAACACACUCAAAGGGGCACUGUGUUGAUUUAGUAUUGACGACACUUUCUAUAUUAUCUUCAAUCAGACCUUCCCUGCCUGUUAGAGGGCCGGUGUAGCUGUAUGAUGUUGACGUCUCAAGAUCACUGCCACUUCAUGGACCGAUCACUGUGAGGUGUGUGUGUGGAAGACACGACGACAGUUUGAUUGACAGAUGUUUCAUCCAAUCACCUUUCCAAAUAGUCUCUAAUGACCGCUUCUCAGACAGACAAGUGUCAAGCAAAUCGUUGGUAUAUUUAGCGUUGGCCUGAAGGCCCCUCUCGCUCUCCAACGUGCUGGGAACGAGUUCUGCCGAGUGCGACGCCGCUCGACUUCCGCUGCUCCUGACGUGGUUACUGUGGUAACGACAGGGCGGCUCGCAUUACCACGGGCUUGGAAAGCCGAAGGGAUUCUCAGGUGGAUGCCAUCCGCCACCACACUGCUAGAUUCUGCCAAAUCCUGCACGCGACCCUUUAAGGUGCGAUCGCCUUCUUAGUUUAGAAAUGCAGUUUCUCUUUCUCAAGAUAACCCUGAUGACGUCACACAUUGGGGUUGUUGUUCCAGACUUUAUAAAGCUCCUCCAGAGCCACAGACGACAUCAUACAACAGUCUUCACAAGUAAACUUUAUGUUUUCCCCGAUAGAAAGUCAGCUGUACUCUGACGUCUGGCCCCAUCUUCUGCGUUUCGCCUAUCUAGUGCCAUCUAUUAAUUAAUGAACAGUUUAACUGUAAAUAUAUUGUAUACAAAUUUACAGUAUGUCCCUAUGGGAAUGUUGUUAUGCAACCUGUUGCAGGGAGGGUAUCGACUUUGGUGGUUUAAGAAUGAAGCCGCGUACUAGAACUGGAAAUAUUGCAUCAAAGGUCUUCUGAGAAUAGUCUCGUCCACUUGACUUCUCAUCUUGUCCGUAUCCCCGUCAGGACAGUCAUCUCAGGUUAGUGCAUUGUUUUAGUGUCCUAUCCUUUAAGCCACUGAUGGAGAAAUAAACAAACUUUCUGCUGCCUAAACCUUCGUGUUCUACCGUAUUCCCAACGGACAAUCUGACGUCCAGAUGGGCUCGUUGCAUACGGCUGUGUUUAAACAUGUCUGAGCGAAGCUCGCUUCAGAGCACCCACUCCUGAAAGACCAACAGCAAUGCGGUAAAUGGAAAAUAUUUGUCUCCUGAGAUGCUGUAUGUUACGUUGUAUUGUGGCCUUGAGAUGAUCUUUUAAGAAUAGCCGGUUGGUCUCAACUCGAUGCCGCAAAGUGAGUUCAUUUUAUCUCCAGGCGGUCUGGUCAGACAAUGGGUGACGUAUUGUUCUCUGCAGAUACAAAUAGUCCUGAAGGAAGGCAGAGGAGUUGCCGCUGCAGUACGUGACCCUCAAGCCACUGCAUUGUCCUCUUCACCCUGAAAUUCACAAGACUGGUUUUGUCUCGCAGCGGCUGAAGGUGAAGGCUGUUUUUUACAAGUGCCUGUACAUUUUUGUAACUUUUUUUUUUGUACAUCUGUUUUUAUUUAUUAUGCUUGUAUUAAACUAUUAGCCUCGUCUCUUUCAUUGGUGCAAGGGCGAAGGCUGUUUCUGUGAAAUAUAAAUUAUUUGUAUAGAUGUGGUAUAGAAGCAUCAUUAAACUAUAAUUUAUUUUUAUCAUCGACUGCUUUCUCCUGUAACUGUGUUAACAUCUCGGAGCGUAGUGUCGAGCAGAAUACUGAAAGUUCUCAGCAUUUGCCCCUGUGGUCAUACAGCCUUGCAUCAGCUGAAUGUUAUUCCUGUCACACAACUGCUUUGUGUUUUGUUUUUAAAUGUUUUUACUGGUGCAAAACAGAAACCUUGUAAUUUUGUCUAAAUGGGUCACAUUUCACAUGCAUUUCUGUUCAUCGGGGAGCCGUGCUGUGUUCAACUUCACAUGUAAGCACGACAGAGAUAUUGGGCAGGGAGAGUUGUUUUCAGUCCCUGUUGCUCUCCACCAAAUGUCUUCGGACUCAAGAGGUGCCAAUGGUCCGCUUGUGAUGUGAUUGAUCAGGUUUUUUUUCAAAUCAAUUUCUCAAGAUUUCAGUCACCUGUGUUUUUUUCAUAAAUGCAGUCAACCAUAUUAAAAAGGUGUAUUUCUUAUUCAUUAUACAUCCAGCAGAUUGUGUAUACAUGUGCAGUUACCACGUAGAUUUUAUAUAAAAUUAAAGAACUGCAUUGUUAA
Messenger RNA from Pseudoliparis swirei, 4895 nucleotides. It is a transcript of the gene slc45a3, whose product is annotated as solute carrier family 45 member 3. The coding region runs from base 373 to 2061 and encodes 562 amino acids. Lineage: Eukaryota; Metazoa; Chordata; Actinopteri; Perciformes; Liparidae. Gene Ontology annotation, molecular function: sucrose:proton symporter activity. The transcript is spliced from 6 exons. The record is from RefSeq and is a predicted model, not a curated record. Gene Ontology annotation, cellular component: membrane.